Molecule: messenger RNA, 2961 nt
Organism: Peromyscus californicus insignis
Lineage: Eukaryota; Metazoa; Chordata; Mammalia; Rodentia; Cricetidae
Gene: Ppp3r2
Product: protein phosphatase 3 regulatory subunit B, beta
Exons: 1
Coding region: 1031-1804 (257 amino acids)
Molecular function (GO): calcium ion binding; calcium-dependent protein serine/threonine phosphatase regulator activity
Source: RefSeq, a predicted model, not a curated record
ACUUCCUCAAGCAAGGCCACACCUCCUAAACCUCCCUAAACAAUUUGUCACCAACUAGGGACCAAGUAUUCAAAUGCCAAAGCCUAUGGGAGGACAUUCUUAUUCAAACCACCACAAAUUACCACCUUUUACAGAGAAAAUUAAAAUGGCCCAGUGGCUCAGUUGCACCAAUUUCACGUUGACCUUCCAGCUGAUUCUUCAUCUGAACUAAAGAACAUAGACAUGAUUCGCGCUUAUUUUUGAAAGUGAAGGGAUGCUUGCCUCCCUCAGUUUGACUUGGCAGCCUGAAGUUCCCCCAAGGCCCUUUGAACUGGAUUGUUCUUGGACCACAUGUAUUUUUUAUACAUUUAGAGAAUUGGAGUUGCUACUCCAAAGAAAAGAAAGAUUAAUUCUGGCUGACAGAACAAACUUAGUAGAAUGGAAAGGAGGACGUGAGAAAUGGCAGCUGCCACUCUGAGCACACACAGGCCUUCUUCCCUGGACACUUUACAAAAGCUCUCUAACGUGUUCUGUGGGACAGCCAGCCCCGGGCACCAGACCACAGACCUGGAGAUAAAUCACAGAGCAACAGAGGCCAUGUUCUUGGGAACAGUGAUUUUUUUUUAUUUUUUUUUAAGUGCUCUGAAUUAAGUUUUUAUAUUUCUCGAGAGUAUGUUGGUGUCUGUAAACCUAAGUAAGAAACUCUUUUUCUUAGCAAUCUUCUGCCCCUCCGUUCCUGAAAGAGGUCCAGAAGGAAGCCAGUCUGGCUGCUCCCAGGGAGGAUUAAGGGGAAUUCACCCCAUGCCAAUGCUUGGACUAUCAUUUUAUCUGACCCUUACACCGGGCCUCCACAGGAAGCAGCAGGCUGAUGCUACCUACCUUCAGUCGGUAUUUUAACAUAUGUCUGUUAUGCAUAUAUUGUCUGUCAAGCUACGUAGUCUUUGCUGGAGAUAACACGGUGAAUUAUCUAGAUGUGUCCUGAGUUCCCUUAGGGCUCACACUUCUUGAGAAAGGGAGAUGAAGGAGAAGAUGAUUUCUAGGAGAGAGAGAAAUGAUAAGGGAGACCUGCCUUAGAGAGGAGGCCGGCCCAACGGCAGCUAUCCGUCUCCUGGGUAGCUCCAGUUUGUCCUCCUGUCCCCUCCAGCCUCUAUCGCCGCCUUGCUGUCCUCAGAGUUUCACCUUCCCUCCCAGCCGCCCACCUCUGGUUCCUACGUGCUCUCUCGCGAGCCGCACAGGCCAACGGCAGUACUCUGCCUUGCUGUCUCCUUCCUCCUACUGGCUUGGGCAACCCUACUGUCCACCGCCUCCCGCCAUGGGCAACGAGGCUAGCUUCCAUUCCGAGAUGGGCAGUAACUUCGAGCAAGAUGAGAUUAGAAGGCUGUGCAGAAGCUUCAGGAAGUUGGAUGUAGACAAAUCCGGCUCCCUGAGCAGAGACGAGUUCAUGUCGCUGCCUGAGCUGAAGCAGAACCCACUGGUGACUCGAGUGAUCGACAUCUUCGACACGGACGGCAAUGGGGAAGUGGACUUCCACGAGUUCAUCGAGGGCACCUCGCAGUUCAGCGUCAAGGGCGACGAAGAGCAGAAGUUAAGGUUCGCCUUCAGAAUCUAUGACAUGGACAAAGAUGGCUACAUCUCCAACGGGGAGCUCUUCCAGGUGCUGAAGAUGAUGGUGGGUAACAACCUCAAGGACUGGCAGCUGCAGCAGCUGGUAGACAAAACCAUCUUGGUUGUGGAUAAGGACGGCGAUGGCCGGAUAUCCUUUCAAGAGUUCUCUGAUGUGGUCAGAGGCAUGGAGAUCCACAAGAAGUUGGUCGUGCCAAUGUGAGUUUUGUGGGGGUUUUUAUUUGUCUGUUUGGUUUGGUUUGGUUUUAUUUAAAGGCUCCACUCAACAUACUUGGCUUUCUUCUCUCACUCAAGAUAUUCCAGCUACUGUCUCUCCGGCUAGUCCGGAAGUGUUUCCCUCUGCCUCUAACAUAUCUGUACAGUGUCAUUAAUUCAACUCUCGAUGACGAUGGCGACAGACAAGGGGAAGAAGCAGGGAGGGAAAUCAGAAAUUGAAAUAAUUCUCAUAAAUGCCUUUUUCUUUGUUUUAGAGAACACGGUCAAGAAGACUAAAAGCUUAAAAACAAGAAAAUGCACAUCUUUGCCUUUCUUUCUCAAGGCUGUGUAUAUGGGAGAAGACUAUAAUUCUCACGGAGUGUUAGGCACUCUUUUCAUUUACUUGUGGCAUUCAGACUUUUAACAAAUUGUUAACUUCCUACUAUAACAACUAGCAAAAAAUAUAUUUAUCUUUGCUUAGUAUCCUUAGUCACUCUCUGGGCACAAAUACCCGAAUAACAGGAUGCACCUGACUCCUCAUGGUCAUCCAGAAAUGCCUGAGCAUGUUUGAAGGAUAGAAGUCUAAAUGGGGAGAUUCUGGCAUGGUGCUGUAGCCUGCCAGAAAGUAGUCUCAGAGUUCAUGUGCGAACAGCUAAACCUGGACCAAACGGCCAGCCCACCAGUCUCAGUACAACAGGUUUUCAGCCUUGUAGGUUCUGAAAAAGCAGUGUUUUGGUCAGAUAGGGCAUCCUUUGUUGUACGAAUCUUAAGUUCUUAUUAAUAAAAACAAACCUGGAGCCAGGUAUUGGGGUGAAUGCUGGAAGAUCAGAGAAGCAGAACAAGCCACAGCUACCUCGCCUUGCCAAUGCCUCAGCUGAUUUUGUUUCCUCAGACUAGAAGCCUCUCAGUCUUCAUCCAGAAUGAAUCUCAGCUGAACUGCUGCUCAAAAGCAGGCCAAAAGCUUCUAGUUCCUGGUUUUCAUGCCUUAUAUACCUUUCUGCUUUCUGCUAUCACUUCCUGGGAUUAAAGGCUCACUUCCUGGGAUAAAGGCGUGAGUCGCCAUGCUUGGCUGUUUCUAGUGUGACCUUAAACUCGCAGAGAUCCAGAUGGAUCUCUGCCUCCCAAGUGAUAGGAUUAAAGGCGUGUGUGCCACCAUUUUCUGGC